Messenger RNA from Xyrauchen texanus (razorback sucker), 3608 nucleotides. Its product is annotated as lysophospholipid acyltransferase 7-like. The transcript has 9 exons. NCBI's taxonomy places the organism in Eukaryota, Metazoa, Chordata, Actinopteri, Cypriniformes, Catostomidae. Gene Ontology annotation, biological process: lipid modification; phosphatidylinositol biosynthetic process. Gene Ontology annotation, cellular component: membrane; mitochondria-associated endoplasmic reticulum membrane contact site. The coding region runs from base 130 to 1548 and encodes 472 amino acids. Gene Ontology annotation, molecular function: lysophospholipid acyltransferase activity. The record is from RefSeq and is a predicted model, not a curated record.
GUAGGAAGUAGUGAAUGAGGAGAGAACACGCCAGUGUGUGCGGGCUGUUAAAUAGGAUUUUCUGAAAUAUCUGUCAAAAUAAUUUGUCGUUGAUUACACACCGUCAUUCCUCCGUGUCUAAACAGAAAGAUGUCACCAGAUGAAUUAGUCUACUUAGGAAUCCUUGCUGCAUCAGUACCUGUAGGAUUCCUAUUCCGCUGCCUAAGUCCUCCAGUCAAGCAGGGGGCAGCAUUGCUUACUGGUUUGAUCAUCACCAUAGCAACCUGUGGGAUCCACACUUUACACUCUCUUUUCACAGUGUUAGGAACAUGGCUAAUUAUAAAGAUCAACUGGAAGAGUGCCCCAUCUUUGACUUUGGGCUGGACAUUUCUUUACCUCCUCUUUUUUCGUAUGGUUACCUGGUUUGGCCUCCCUCAGCCAACACCAUUUGCCAAUGCUAUUCAGCUUCUUUUAACUUUAAAGAUGGUCAGUUUAGCCAAUGAGGUUCAAAGUUAUCACUUGGAUAAAAAACAGGAAGUGAGCGCCUUCUCCAAGUCCCCAGUGGUUGGAGGAUUGUCCCAUGAGCCCUCACUCUAUGACACAAUAUCAUAUAGCUACUGCUAUGUGGGCAUAAUGACAGGUCCCUUCUUCCGUUAUCAGACUUUUUUAGACUGGUUGCAGCAGUCCUGUCCCCUAUCUCUGCCGGGUAAAGAGGCCUGCCUUCAGAGGCUGAAGAUGGUGCCUGUUUACGGAGCUCUCUUCCUAGCAGUCAACUCUGUCUUUCCCUUGUCCUAUGUCCGUACUGAAGAAUUUUUGGAGCACAACUAUUUUUAUAGGUUUUUCUACAUGGUGGCAAUAUUCUUUGUAUUCCGGAUGCGUUUCUACUCCGCAUGGUGUGGCGCCGAGGCAGGCUGCAUCAGUGCAGGCCUAGGCUGUUACCCUCAGGGGGCGCUGUCCAAACCUGGGGGAGGGCCAACCGUGAAAUACAGCCCUGAUCCAGACUCAGUCGUGGAGUAUGAUUUUAAGACGAUCCAGAACAUUGAUUGUUAUAACACCGAUUUCUGCGUGAAGGUGCGACACGGCAUGCGGUACUGGAACAUGACUGUGCAGUGGUGGCUUCAUAACUACAUCUACCCCAACGCCCCUUUCAAAACAUACGCUCUCAGGGCUGGAUGGACUAUGCUAAUCAGCGCUUACUGGCAUGGCCUCCAUCCUGGUUACUACCUCUCAUUUCUCACCAUCCCACUCUGCAUCGCAGCAGAAUCAGCCAUGGAGGCCUCUGUCAGGGCCCGUUUGGAGCCAACAGGCCAGAAUAUCUUCGACUGGGUCCAUUGGUUCCUCAAGAUGAGGGCUUAUGACUAUAUGUGUAUGGGGUUUGUUCUCCUGAAGGCCAGCGACACCAUCAGCUACUGGAGUUCCAUAUAUUUCAUAAUUCACAUCAUCGCAUUUGGUUGUAUAUUAGUAGGACAAAUUAUGAAAGGGGGUAAAAAGAAAGAAAGGAGGGAACAAGGCAAAGGAGAUAAAGAGGUGAAGAAAGAGGAUGUGGUGGUGAGAGAGAAGGCAGAGUGAUAUUAAUGUGUGUAUGAUUGUGCUGUUUGGUGAAGAGUUGGCAUGUUUACAAGAACAGGAAGGAAAAAACACACUGUAAUAGCCAUCAACUGCCAUUUAGAUAUUGUUUGAGCUUUUCAGAUUUUUCUUUUUAUUACAAGAACAACACAGAGAAAGCAGUUACAGAUUGUGAUAAAAUCUUUUUUUUUAAUAACAGGGAAAAUACUGUUGGUCUUUAGUGAAUUUAGACAGUUAAAUAAAUGCUUAGUUUAAUAUAUUAAAGUCCCGCAGCUAUACCUGCACAUCCCAGGCUCUCAUCACUGGUGUUUUUGUGUUAUUUAAUAUUCCAUAAUACAUUUCCAUAAAAGGAUGCUUUUAUUUUCAAUUUAAUAGCAUGUGGAAAUCAUGAAAAUAACAUUGAAAAGAGAAGAGAGUUUGCCUCAAGGUUGGCUGCCUUCUCAAAAAUGCUGACUUUUUACUUUCAGAUCAAGACUGUGAGUUGAUGUCAGACUUUAAAUACGAAGUUGCAUGUCCUCAGUAUUUGCAGAGACCCUCUUUUCAAUAUUUUUCACGAACUCACUCUUUGCUUCUCUCCCCAGCCUCUUGUAUGUUUUUUGUAUAUCCCACGAUAAAGAAACCUCUAUAGGGUUAAUUUACCUAGCAUGGCAAGCUGAGGUUUAGCAUAGAGACCAUUGCGCCAAUGGUUUCUACGAUCUACUUAGGCUUAUAUUGCUUUUGGGAAACACAGCCCAGGUCAAUACUGUUUAAAUGAUACUCUUUUUCUAGGUUGCUAACUUGCUAUGAUCUAGUGGAGCGAGAUUUGUAUUAUAUAUUAAUCGCGGUGCUCUGUUGAACAGUGGCCCUGAGACUAGAUUUUCAGCUCCCCCACAAAGUACUUAUGACUGAAUACAUAUGUUUACAAAAAAUAUCCUCUCAUAUUAGACCUGUAUCACUAGUUUUAGCACAAAUCUAUGGAGCUCGACACUCCAGUGGUGUCACUAAGGUAAUUCAACCUUCAGAAGAACAAUAAAAGCAUUAAAAAUGAAAUGUAUGGGAUAUUAAAAGUUGGUUUGCCUUGUUUUUCAUCCAUUCUGAUGGGUGAAUUGAGUAUUUAUUAAUGGGUUAUGUUUCACAUGUACAGUAUCCGGGAUAUUUGUAUUCUACAACAAAUGUGACAGUGGUUGAGAACUUUUAUCUGUUUUCUUUCUUUUUCAGACCUAAUGUUUUGCUCUUUUCACUUAACAUUUGUUGUAAAUUACACUUUGGUGUAAAGUGUUGCUAAAACUGUUUGUGCUCUAAAUGUGAGCAUUUUUCACUCAUCUGUUCUUCAGAGUUAUUACUGCAUAUCUGAAUUAUCUCCACAUUCCUGCCCCUGAACAUAUUUGAAAUAAUCAGCCAGAUGAGAGAAAAACCUCACAUUUCUGUUGUGAGGGUGAAUUUGUUCAUUUGGAUUCUGUUUGAUUCUGGUUAAGAUUAAAAGUAAUAUUAAUUAAAUGUGAUUUUCUCAAAUUAUCAUGUAAAACUUAUUUAUUUGGGAAAGCACAAUACCACAAUUUUGGACUUUUUGUUCUGGAACACUGCAUGGUCGUGCUGGUGUUUAGAAGUUUAUUGAUCAGUUCAUAUUGUACACUGGUUUAAUUAUGUUUAUUCUACAUUUUAUCCUUGACAUGUAUCUUCUGGAGUAAUAAACACAAGAUGUAAAACUUGUAUCUUUGAAGCAGAUCUUUCAUUUUUGUUAGCAAAUUAAAUUCUCAAUGUCCUCUUGGAAGUACUUUUACCCUCAUUGAAACCACAGUGCUUUUAAUCCCUGCCAGAAUCCACCUGUUCAAAUUUCUGUUUGGAGACAAAAUGUGUUUAAAAAAAACAUCAUCUGGUUUUAACACGUGGGAUCACUUUUCAUAAAUGUGUCAUAAAUGUUUUAUUCUUUGGAUUUUCUUUUCUGUCAUGAUUGCCAGCACUCAAAAUAUUUGAAGAUAAUUGGAAAACUAUUACCUGCUCUUUUAGCCAUGUUUAAUCAAUGUUACAUAAAUGUGUGAUAAGAGAGGAAUGUUUUUAUUAUUUCACUUGUUUCUUAAAAGUGU